UUUCCACGGGCCGAGCGAGCCGCACGGUGGCCCUAGGUGGCCGAGCCCCUCGAGGUGUCCGACUCGCGUUCGCGUCCCGAUCGUCUCCGAACCUCCUCGGUAUCUCUUCGGUCCUCUAUACAAGGUUCGCCUUGGAGGAGGACGAGUCGACCCCUCGAACCGCGGCUACGCGUCCAGUGGUGCGUUUCUCGGAGCCGGCCGAGGGAUCGGGCGUCGCGCGGUGUGCAGUUCUCGCGACGGCGAGUCAUCUGGACUCGCCGAUGUAUUGACGCGUCGAUGGUACGACCCGACAUGGACCGAUCGCCGGAUCGAGGGCCGACCCCCGGCGGGCGUCCCGACGCCCUCGCCUGGCAACAACCUGCCGGACCCCGCGAGAUCGCUCUCUCGUGAGACGACCACCCGACCCUCCACCUGCCGCGACCUUCGGAUGCUGAUUGCAGGGGAGAGCCCUUAUCGGCCGGUGACGCAGCCUCGCCGAUCAGCUGGCCGGGGUCCUGCGCCGGGAUCGCCGGAGAUCGCGGAGGCUAUACCCGGGCGGACGAUGCUGUCGUACAUGCUGCCGACGGAGGAGAAGCCGCCCCCGGGAGACGCGACCCACCAGAACUCUCGGCCCGGGAAAGCUCCGGCCAGGAAGGACCGCGGCCCGCCGAGGGCCUCCUCCUCCCCGAAGAAGACGGCCGACUCCUCCAGGAGAACCAUGGCCGGGGCCCCGGCCAGUCCUAGAAGCGAGGACGGCCCCGCCGACGACGGGCCCGCCGACAGCCCCAAGCACAACGGCACCGCUCGCAAGAGCACCCUCCACACCUCCAGGGUGACCAAGGACGAGAGCCUCUACAGCAUCGACAGCGAGGCCAGUACCGUCGGCAGCGACCGGAAGAGCAAAAUCCUCAACGGCGCGAAACACGCCAGCCUGAAGAGGGUGUCCUUUGGCUCCAGCAAGGGAUCCAUGGUCGAGACCCUCGUCUACGAGACGCCCGUCCAGGAGGAGCCGGAGAUGAUGAACCACUUCCUGGAGCACAACGGCCGCGUGCCCACCUCCGGCAUGUCCGUCCCUGACACCGACGAGGGCAGAGAAAGGGUACGCGUGUCGCUGCUGGGCCCGGCACCUUCGCCGGUGACCCCCGGGGUCCUGCUGCUGGAGCCGAUCAUCCCUCCAGGUCACCUGCUGGACGCCAUGGCCGCCAACUCUGCGGAGCUCUUGACCACCCACACGGAGCACACCACCCCUACCUACCACGCGCAAAUCAGCACGGACAGUGGGUGGGACAACCCGUUCAGGCCGGACGGCGACUUGUCCAGGGAGGCCGACGAGAUCGUCGAGCUGAUCAAGGGCGGCAAGCCCAUCACCCCGACCCCGGGCCAGAACGCGCCUCCUUUGCCAGGAUGCGAGACCCCCGCGAAUAGCCAGGCCGAGGUCGACUCGAGUUCGAGUCCGCUCCUCAACUCUGCCGCGAACUCGACGAACCGACCCCCGAACUCCUCGCCGAGGCUCAGCCAGGGAAACGGGAACGCCCAUGGCACGUCGGCGAAGGGCUCGGCCAACCAGCAGCCCGUUAACGAGAAGGUGGGCCCGGCGACGAACGCGGCGACCGUCGAGGUCGGCAGGGUGACCUCGCAGGGGCCAGGGGAUGCCUCCCAGGUGGAGCACGUCACCCUGAAGAAGAAGCCGAAGUGCAAGUGCUGCGUCCUCCAGUAACGCGGGGGUGGCCGAGGAGAGGGGAGAUUCGAUGAUUCCCCGAGUCGUCGGGACGAGUCCGGGAUUCGAGAGCGCGGCAGCGGGCGUCGGUCGUCGACGUCGACGUCGACGUCGGGACGGCGGAGGAGAAGAGACCUCGCUAUCGGGCUCGAGAGAGGAGAUCUCGGGCCCGAGGACGGAAAGAGACUGCAAAGCGCUCCCGAGACGUGAUAGAAGGUCGAUAUAUAUAUACAUACGAGGGGGAGGAGGAGGAAAAAGUACACACGGGGAGAGAGAGAGAGACCAGACCAGGAGGGGAGGAAAUGAUUAAAGUAUAUUGUAGAUACAGAAUGGUAGCUAUAUAGCUUAUAUGCUUUUACUAUUGUGGUUACUACGAUUAAGGAUCGUCAGGCGACCGAGGCAUGGCCGCGUCGGGGAAAGCGCCCUGGGCCAACUGCAACGAGUGCAUCCUUGGAAAAUAGACGCCGAGAGGGAACAAAAGGGGAUGAGAAAAAUGGAAGACGGUCCUCGAAGUGGCGACGGACGCGUUGCACUUGGUCCGGCACGGUUUCCCCCUCGGGAGAACGCGGAGCGAGAUUGGUUUACUACGAGGCUGCCUAAUUUCACUCUUUCCUUAACAUUGGGAGACCAGGCGGUCUCUUUUCCGCUCGUCGUAGGAAAGAAGAAAAAAAAAAGAAAAUUAAGACGAAUCGGCAACGAAGGAGGGAAAAAGCGGGAGAAAAAUUGUGCAGCGACCGCGAGGGGAUCUCUCGGUGGUCCGGUGCGAGGGAGAGCACCGACGGCUUCCCCGGGGGGAAGGAAGAGAAGCGAUGUAAAUUUGUAUCUGGGAUUGGGUAUAUAGUGUCUAUAUAUGUUCCGGAAGAAAAAAAAAAAACAAGAAUCAUACACUAUACGAUAUGUAGAUCUUCGGACGACGGGGGGCAUCGUUCGGGACCUCCUCCAGAGGACCCAGGGGGUGCGUCUCGACUUUCGGAGCCUGUGUAUAUUCCCUAUAUCAUAUAGUAUAUAUAUACAUAUAUAAAUAUAUCUGCUCGCUGUAUAGAAUCGAGGUAUGCCCAAUUCGAGGGAUGGAGAUCUAUAUUUUUCACGCGUUAGUCGGACAUCUCCCCCGGUCCCGGCGAAAAUUAGGCGAGCCUGUGCUAAGCCAAGAUCGAGGAGAGGCGCGUUUCGUUUACGAGGAACGCUUUGAGGGCUGCGACGAGGAAUGCGUCCUCGAGGAUUAUGGAUUUGGACCGAGCCUUGUAAAUACAUGUCGAAUCUCACGCGGCCGGACGUAUCGUUGUACCGACCUCCCCGAGCCCUCCGCUCGCGGAGAAAAUCCCGGCAGGAUCUAUCCGCGAGCCGGAGGUCAAGGAGGCGGGUCGUCGUCACGCCGUUUUCUUUCCUAACUGCUGCUAGUGCACAAACUAACCGUUUAACGACUAGGAGCGCGUCAUUUUUAAGCGGAACCCUCGACGCCCGGCGUCCCGUCGUUCCUGUUGCGUUCCUUCCACCGCGACACUUUAGCUUCUCUCCUAGAUAUUAACGUGCAUGUUAGGUUUCUAUUUAUUUAAUAGGCGCCCCCCUUCUUGAUUUUCAAUUCCACGGGGUCGGAAGGUAGACAUAGAGGGCGAGAAAGGGCGUACGUGUAAAUCGAAGAGCGCGGAGCGAGGAAUUGUGAACUGCGAAGCCACGAGGUGACGGACCCGGAAUAACGACGGGUUUAUUCCCUACUUCGACUAACCGUAUACGUAUAUUGUCUAGGAUAUGUGCACGCGUUCACGCAUUUUAACCCUCAAACCGACGAUCAGUCGAGCGCCGCACCCUGUGAUCGAGAUCCUCCCUUAGAGGCGCGCGUAAUGUAUACGAACGAUGGCCGCGUUGAGUUUCGACGUUCCCGACAGAAAGUACACGUACCGUAGGUCGGGGAAGCACGGAAGGUGGAAGGAGAAAAACCUCUCAACUGUCUGUCCCAUGCAACUGUUGACUCUGCUGAGCUUACGGAUAUUAAACGAACAUUAAAUGUCUUGUUAAAGAGAA
This is a messenger RNA of Orussus abietinus, 3715 nucleotides long. RefSeq lists its product as uncharacterized. The coding region runs from base 428 to 1696 and encodes 422 amino acids. The transcript has 6 exons. The record is from RefSeq and is a predicted model, not a curated record. Lineage: Eukaryota; Metazoa; Arthropoda; Insecta; Hymenoptera; Orussidae.